Cajanus cajan (pigeon pea) is the source of this 1782-nucleotide messenger RNA. The record is from RefSeq and is a predicted model, not a curated record. NCBI's taxonomy places the organism in Eukaryota, Viridiplantae, Streptophyta, Magnoliopsida, Fabales, Fabaceae.
AAUAAAAAAGAAAAGAAAAAGAAGACAGAGGAAAGAAAGGAGAGCUGGAAUCACAUGGACUUGUCUUUCUCUUGCUGGGUCCUCCAUUUUCUUCACAUCUUCUCUCUAUUCUAACCAUUCUCUUCUUCUUCCUUAGAUUCCUCUCCCUUCUGCCAUGGCUCAGGAUAAGGAGAUGUCUACCUCUGUUAUCAAUGGCAAUGAUUCCCUCACUGGUCACAUCAUUUCUACAACUAUUGGAGGGAAAAAUGGGGAACCCAAACAGACUAUUAGUUACAUGGCAGAACGAGUUGUAGGAACUGGAUCAUUUGGAAUUGUUUUCCAGGCAAAAUGCUUGGAAACUGGGGAAGCAGUGGCAAUUAAGAAGGUUUUACAAGACAGAAGAUACAAGAAUCGUGAACUGCAGUUAAUGCGUGUUAUGGAUCAUCCAAAUGUGAUCUCUCUAAAGCAUUGUUUCUUUUCUACUACAAGUACAGAUGAACUUUUUCUUAAUUUGGUGAUGGAGUAUGUUCCAGAGUCCAUGUAUAGAGUCUUAAAGCACUAUAGCAAUGCUAAUCAAAGAAUGCCAAUCAUCUAUGUAAAACUUUAUAUGUACCAGAUUUUCAGGGGGUUGGCUUAUAUCCACACUGUUCCCAAAGUUUGCCACAGAGAUUUGAAGCCUCAAAAUAUACUGGUGGAUCCUCUUACACAUCAAGUGAAGCUAUGUGAUUUUGGAAGUGCAAAAGUUCUAGUUAAAGGCGAAGCUAAUAUAUCAUACAUAUGUUCACGAUUCUAUCGAGCUCCGGAACUUAUAUUUGGUGCCACUGAGUAUACAAGUUCAAUUGAUAUUUGGUCAGCUGGCUGUGUCCUUGCUGAACUUCUUUUGGGCCAGCCAUUAUUCCCUGGUGAAAAUGCAGUAGACCAGCUCGUUCAUAUUAUAAAGGUGCUUGGCACACCCACACGAGAGGAAGUACGCUGUAUGAAUCCCAAUUACAAUGACUUUAGGUUUCCACAGAUAAAGGCACACCCAUGGCACAAGAUAUUCCACAAAAAGAUGCCCCCAGAAGCUAUUGAUCUUGCAUCCCGACUUUUGCAAUACUCCCCAAGUCUCCGGUGCACUGCGCUUGAAGCAUGUGCACAUCCUUUCUUUGAUGAACUUCGAGAACCCAAUGCUCGCCUGCCAAAUGGUCGUCCAUUUCCCCCUCUAUUUAACUUCAAGCAGGAAUUAGCUGGAGCAUCUCCUGAGCUCGUUAACAAGUUGAUACCUGACCACGUGAAGCGGCAAAUAGGGCUACAAUUUGCUCAUUCAGCAGGAUCGUGAUGAUAUACUUAGGGAAGGCAUGGUGUAUACUAAUUGAUAAGUUAAACGAAAGUGGCACCAUUUUUUUUUGUCUAAAUUACCUUGUGCUGUGGCCUGGCCAAUGUAGUUUCAAGCUGAACCUGGACUGAGACUUGAGGUGCGGGAUGGCUGCAGUUGAUCCGUCAGUGUAUGUAUACCUUUUGGUUCUCUGUUUCUACUGGUGGAUCUUUAUUUUCCCAGGCAAACAUAGCCUUGUUUAUUGUAAACGUCUACAUGUCAUAUAGUAGUAUACUUUGGCCUGAAAUGGUCAGAUCAGAACUCAAUGCUUCUGUAAGGGGAAAACUAAAGCCUUGGCUGGAAGGAAGGGAGGGUCAAGACUUGUUUUGAUGAUGGGGCUGUUGGUUGGCUUUGGUUUCCUCAUGUUGAUAUGUGCCUCAUUUGUAAUGUUGCACACCAGUUCCUUUUCUUGUGAAAUGUAAUGUGUUAUCUACCUGUUUUUUUUUCAA